AACCCACUAAAGCUAUGAGUGCUGUGCUUUGAAAAUUACUUCAUCUGGCUGCCAAAAAAGAAAUUUUUCCAAAAUUUUACGUUUAAUUCUUGUCCUGCUUUAUAGGAGGCAAUUUCAAAAUGUCUUCGCUGCUGCAUCUACUGGGUUUCUUGUGGCUUCCCUUGCUGGUUUAUACUGCAGCCAAUGAUGUGGGAGGAUUGCAGAAAUGUACAGAGCUUCUAAACACACAAAAGUUGGUCUACUGUUGUGGCAAGUCCUUUCUUGAUAAGUUUCCGUUCGUUGGCAGCAAUUGCACAUCAUUUUGGGAUGACUAUGGUCCUUGCCGCUAUGAAUGUCUGUAUAGGCACUGGGACCUCCUUGAUCAGGAUAACAAGAUCAAGAAACCAGAGCUAUACAUGAUGAUCACCAGCCUCUACAGCCCCUUGAAUGGUUAUGAUAAAUACGGAACCGCCUUGAAGGCAGCUCACGAGACUUGCGAAGCUCUGGGCUCCAGACACGCCGACUUUCUGCUGCUCUACUCCAACCAGGUGGCGGAUAAGAUGGGCAUGGCUUCCUCCACUUGUUUGCCAUAUGCCAUGCUCCAUGCUCAGUGUACCAUGGUAUACCUAACUGCCAACUGUCCCCGUGAGAACUGGAUAGAGGAUCCGAAGUGCAAUAGUCUGCAAAAUUUGCUUUCAAGUUGCACAAAGAAACUGGACGAAAAGACGAAUGCACUUAAGGGAAAGGAUGAGGAGCUAACGGGUAACGGGUGUGGCCAUGUAGAUACAGAAGGACCCCAUCUGCUCUUGGCCAGUUUUCUGACACUGAUGGUGUCUAAGUUCAUAUCGGAUCAGUAAUUAGGGAUUACCUAGAUUUGUUGGUCUGGUUAAAAUGAUUGCAUUUAAGCCGAUAAGCUUGUCUAAUUGCAAUUGUCUGGCUUAAGCCGAGCCCCCAAUCGGACAUUUGGUUGGACUUUGACCCGCCAUAAGUCCAUCACGAUGACUGCACAUUUUCGCUCACGAGACCGUCGCUUGAAAUGUGUUUUUGCUGUGCUCGAUUAAUUAGUGGAUCGUCACUGGAGUUAUAAAGUAAGCCGACGGUGCCAGACGAAGCUCA
This is a messenger RNA of Drosophila simulans, 1095 nucleotides long. RefSeq lists its product as uncharacterized. The transcript has 2 exons. The record is from RefSeq and is a predicted model, not a curated record. Bases 120 to 836 code for a protein of 238 amino acids. Lineage: Eukaryota; Metazoa; Arthropoda; Insecta; Diptera; Drosophilidae.